CGUUCGCAGCCGCGCCAUUAGUCUCGAGGUGGAGGCCGGGUCCGUUUUCAGUGCAUGGUUUUCCCCGCCAAACGGUUCUGCCUCGUGCCAUCCAUGGAGGGCGUGCGCUGGGCCUUUUCCUGCGGCACUUGGCUGCCGAGCCGAGCCGAAUGGCUGCUGGCGGUGCGAUCGAUCCAGCCCGAGGAGAAGGAGCGCAUAGGCCAGUUCGUCUUUGCCCGGGACGCUAAGGCAGCCAUGGCUGGUCGUCUGAUGAUAAGGAAAUUAAUUGCAGAGAAAUUGAAUAUCCCUUGGAAUAAUAUUCGUUUGCAAAGAACUGCAAAAGGAAAACCAGUUCUUGCAAAGGACUCAUUGAAUCCUUACCCCAAUUUCAACUUUAACAUCUCUCAUCAAGGGGACUAUGCGGUGCUUGCUGCUGAACCCGAGCUACAAGUUGGAAUUGAUAUAAUGAAGACUAGCUUUCCAGGUCGUGGUUCAAUUCCAGAAUUCUUUCAUAUUAUGAAAAGAAAGUUUACCAACAAAGAAUGGGAAACCAUCAGAAGCUUUAAGGAUGAAUGGACUCAGCUGGAUAUGUUUUAUAGAAAUUGGGCACUAAAAGAAAGCUUCAUAAAAGCCAUUGGUGUUGGACUAGGAUUUGAAUUUCAACGGCUUGAAUUUGAUAUAUCUCCAUUAAACUUGGAUAUUGGCCAAGUUUAUAAAGAAACACGUUUGUUUCUGGAUGGGGAGGAAGAAAAAGAAUGGGCAUUUGAGGAAAGCAAAAUAGAUGAGCACCAUUUUGUUGCGGUAGCUCUUAGGAAACCUGAUGGAUCUAGACAUCAGCAGGAUGUUCCAUCUCAAGAUGAUUCUAAACCAUCCCAGAGGCAAUUUACUAUUCUCAACUUUAAUGAUUUAAUAGCAUCUGCUGUUCCCAUGACACCUGAAGAUCCUUCAUUUUGGGACUGUUUUUGCUUCACAGAAGAAAUUCCAAUACGAAAUGGUACAAAGUCAUGAUAUAAUCCCCUAAAUAGCAAAAGGAAAUGAAAACUGUAAUCUUCCAUAGCCACUGAAAAAUAAAUGCCUGACAGUAUCAAAUUUUAUUUCACAAAACAGUUUUUAAAAAAUAAUGAAAACUUUUCCUUAUUAAAAAGCAGACUUUUCAGUUCAAGAUAGCUGACUAGAGUACGUGUCUUACCUCUACCUUUUCAAAAUUGCAUUGAAUUGAUAGAAAGGGUGGCAGAAUUUUAAAGUGAUACAUGUUCAUUGUAGGAAAAAAAUAGAAAAUGCUAAUGUGCAAGAAGGAAACAUUUAAAUCCUGUCUUUCAGAGAUAACUACUACUCUUAAAACUUUGAGUAUCUUUCCAGACCUUUUUCUUGACAUAUGAAUCCAUAUUAACAUAUUUGUUGUUUUUUUUAAAAUGGAACAUCCUGUUUUGUAAUUUUUUUUAGCUGCACACCUACCGUUUAUAAAUAUACCUCUGGGACAUAACUUUUAGUGGUUUUGAAGUACUCUAUUGUGUGGCUAAUAUCAGGUAGGAUGCUUUUGACCAGAGGUAACAAUGUCCAAAUAUAAUUGGCUUGAGUAACCGAGGUUAUUUAUUAUCUCACAUAAAACACAGUUCAGAGCUGUCAUUAAGGACCCUGGGGUUUUUUUUUUUUGGUUUUUGCCUUAGGGUCAUUCCCUUCCCAAUCACAAGAGCUGCUCUUGUAACUUCCAGUUUUAUAUCUUCAUAAAAUUGCAUCUAAAAGGCAGGAAAGGCCAUUUCUUCUCUCGUAAUUGUUUUAUCAGUGAGGAAGAAUUUUCCCUAAAGCCCUCAGAAGAUUUCCUCUGUUUCCAGUGACUCAGAUCUGGUCACAGAGAAAGGCCAUGUCUGACAUUUUUAGCCUCUGAAGUAGACCCCAUUGGAAGGGAAGAAGCUAAGGUUGGUUUGGGAGAAUGGCAUUGAAGAGAAGCCCACUGCCUGCCAUAAGAAAGAUAUGUCACAAUUUGCUCAUCUUUCUCUGUGUUUUUUUGGUUUUUUUUGUUUUGGCCACUGGCCAUUAUGGGAAUCUAAACCUUUGACCUUGGCAGUGUUAUCGACUCUGUGCUCUGACCAACUGAACUAACUGGCCGGCCCCUUGUGUUAGACAUUUUGAUUGUCUAUGGUUUUUUACUAUAAGCAUUGGUGCAGUGAUCGUCCUCUUACAUGGUAGUGCUUAAUUAUGUCCUUAAGAAAGUUUUUAGAAGUGGAAUGACUGCUAAACAUUUUUAGAGCUUUGAAGAAUGUUACUAUGUUGCUCUCCAAAAAAGGCUGUACAAUUUACAUUGCCAGUUAAUAGUAUAUGUGUGACCACCCCCUUUCCCACCUACAUAUUCUAUAGAGUCAACUGUAGGUAUUAUCUUUUUUUUUUUUGUAUUUCAUCUUUGCCAAUAUAACUGAAAAAUAUGUCAUCUUUUAAAUUUGUGUUUCUUUUGUUACAAAUGAGGUUGAUAUAUCAUUGUUGUUAUUGAUUGUAUUCCUUUUUUGUGAAGCGCCUGUUCAUCGUCUUUAAGUGUUUUUAUUUUAGUAAAUACGACUUAAUUUAAAGUGGGAACAUAAUAUAUAAAAUGCCAAGACCAUCAUAUUGAUGACAGAAUCUAUUAUAUGAUUAUAAUGCAUGUCUUGGGGAGUUAAAGUCUUAUUAAAUAUCAAGAAGUAAAAUAAUUUGUUUUUAUUACUAACAUUAAAAAAUGUGCAUAAAUUGUAUAAAAUUAGGUACUUUAGGGGAAAAAAAAAGGAAUGUUUUAUAAUUUUUCUUUAAUUUUAUUAAGCAUGCCCAGUUAUUCCAAGCAUAGUAAAUAUCUGUUUUGAAAAGAUCCAGUGGCAUUUAUAAUAGAGGAAAUAUUGUUAUCCCUAGCAUGAGUUGUAAUAGUGAUACAAAAACCCAUUUAUCUUGUCAUUAAAGUAAUAAAACAAUUAACAUUUA
Molecule: messenger RNA, 2919 nt
Organism: Cynocephalus volans (Philippine flying lemur)
Lineage: Eukaryota; Metazoa; Chordata; Mammalia; Dermoptera; Cynocephalidae
Gene: AASDHPPT
Product: aminoadipate-semialdehyde dehydrogenase-phosphopantetheinyl transferase
Exons: 6
Coding region: 55-987 (310 amino acids)
Cellular component (GO): cytosol
Molecular function (GO): magnesium ion binding; holo-[acyl-carrier-protein] synthase activity
Source: RefSeq, a predicted model, not a curated record